GUUCUCUGUAGUUAGUUUUUAACAGAAUUACCAUUGUUGCGCUUGGGGCCUUACUUUGGUUGUACCAAAUUUAGUAAUCUUGGUUUUGCCCGCCAAUGACGGAUUCCGCUUUUUGCGAGAAAUUACGUAGUGUUUUGCUUGUACCAAGCGCUCCGGGUCUUGGUGUCGCUCUCUUUCUCAACAACAAGACACCCACAGUUCUCCUAGGCAGCUUGACUCACUUCCGGUCCAACUCGAGGGAAGUGUACGACGAUGUCUUCAAACUGUUGCGCGAGAGUCACCCAGCUCACCGGGAAGCCGUCUUACGUGAUCGCAUGUUGCAUUUGGUCAUGCCAUCGAUAGCGUGUGCAUUACAGCUUAGUACGAAAUUGGCCGACGCAGAUGCGCCACCGUACACCAGACGUCGCUUUAAACCUUUGUUCUUUACGGAAAGCGGGGUUUACUUGGCGUCGAUGCCGCCGGCGGAGAAUCCAGAUGCAUCCAGUCCUGGAGAUGGUUUGUACGCUCGGUUGGUCCACCUGGGCCUACUCAUCGUCCAUUCCGCGUCCAACUUUCCUCCGACAGCAGUUGUAAACGCUGUCGAGAAGCUGGUCGAAUCAGGAGUUUUAUAAUGGGUUUUAUUUUUAAACUUUUACCCUUUCUCCACAUACUGUCAGCGUUGCGCUAUUCGCUUACUGUUGAAUUUUGUCUAUUCAUCUUACUUCUGUUUACCUCAGGGGAAACUCUACAUUUUAUCCGAG
Dicrocoelium dendriticum is the source of this 740-nucleotide messenger RNA. NCBI's taxonomy places the organism in Eukaryota, Metazoa, Platyhelminthes, Trematoda, Plagiorchiida, Dicrocoeliidae. The record is from the annotation of a GenBank genome assembly.